Molecule: messenger RNA, 1248 nt
Organism: Aedes albopictus (Asian tiger mosquito)
Lineage: Eukaryota; Metazoa; Arthropoda; Insecta; Diptera; Culicidae
Exons: 4
Coding region: 138-1220 (360 amino acids)
Source: RefSeq, a predicted model, not a curated record
AUAUUUUUAUAAAAAAAAACAAGUAUUUAGUCGCCAAACAACUUUUAGUAGUCGCGUCUUUGCAUGAAUGUUUUUGUAAUUUAGUUGAAGAAAUUGAAGUAAAUUUGAUUUAUUUAACUGGAAAUAAGCCAUAUGAAAUGGACGAAAUGGAUGGGUAUAUUGGUGCCAAACAAAAACACACUCGACGCAGAUUGAAUCCAACCAUUCGGUGGAACGAGAUUCAAACACAUGAACUACUAGAGCACGUUAUAGAGGAAGUGGGCAUUCACCCAGGCAGAUUCGAGAAACCUACAGCCCAGAUUUUCUAUGCCAAGAUUUGUGAAAAGGCUUCGGCUGCUAUACGACAUCUUAGUUGGCAGAUACUGAAAAAUAAAAUGCGAAAUUUGAAGACAACAUUUCUGGCCGCAGCAACAUGGAAGGCACACGAGGGCGCUAAACUAAUAGCAGAGGGCAAGGAAUGUUUGUAUCAUGAUCACUUAAAAAGAGUUUGUCCAUAUUUUGACCUAUUGGAGCGCUUAUACGGACAUUUGGUUCAAGCCCGCAGCGUGUCUUUAUUAGGAGCAGCAAUUUCAAGCGAUCUAGACGAGUAUACUGAUGAAAUGGUCACUAAUGAAGUCCUUUCCUCGGAGCUGGAUUCAAUGUCCACUCCUAGUCAUGCUCAAAGCGAGAUGCCCACUGAAAAUGUGUUCAUCAAAUUAGAGGAAACCGAACCCACCAUUACACACUCUGAGUUACAAGAAACUAAUUACACCGCUGGCAAUGCGGAUCCGAUUGAAGACUACAAUGCAAUUAUCAAUCGGCCACGACUGGAAUAUACGCCUGAACCAUCAACGGCCAGCAAUAGCGAAACGGAUUUUACAGCAAACCGGACGCUCGUGGAAAGGUUUCCGAGAAAAAAACCAGCCACAGAAAUGUCAUCCGUUUCGCAGCUGGUGACAAUGCAGGAGAAGAAGCUUAAAUUUGAAGUUAUGAAGCUGCAGCAGCAGUUGAACUUGGAACGACAGAAAUUAGAUUUGGAGCGGGACAAAUUAUGCCUGGCCAGAGAGCAGAGUCAUGUCGAUAUGGAGAUGAAGCGGCUACAACUCCAGCACGAAAUGGAUUUGAAAAAGCUUGCUAUGGAACGAGAUGAAAGGAUUGCAUUGGCUAGAAUUAGGCUAGAAGUUGAAAGCCAGGAACGUAUUAGAAAGUAUGAGUUAGAUUUGAAGGCUACCAAAGAAUAAAUAUGUGUAAUAGAUUUACCUUGUACAA